UUCCUCUCGCUCCCGAGACCAACCAAACCAAACCCCUGCUUCUUUCUCCCUCAAAACCUCCUCCGCUUUCUCUCUCUUUUUUCUUCCCCCGAAUGCCCGAGCGAUAGGCAAUAGCGGGCCGCGGCGGAAUCCCUACUCCUCCUCCCCUGCGACGAUGAGGUCCUCGCCGCCUCCGGCCCCGGCGGCGGAGCUGGUGCCCCCGUGGCUGAAAUCGCUGCCCCUGGCGCCCGUGUUCCGCCCCACCGCCGCGGAGUUCGCCGAUCCCGUGGCCUACAUCCACAAGAUCGAGGCCGCCGCGGCGCCGUACGGCAUCUGCAAGGUCGUGCCGCCGCUCCCUCCGCCGCCGAAGAAGGCCGCCCUCUCCAGCCUCUCCCGCUCCUUCGCCGCGCUCCACCCGGAUGACCCCUCGCCGUCCUUCCCCACGCGGCACCAGCAGCUCGGGCUCUGCCCGCGCCGCCCGCGCCCCGCGCUCAAGCCCGUGUGGCGCUCCUCCCACCGCUACACGCUCCCGCAGUUCGAGUCGAAGGCCGCCGCCGCCCGCAAGUCGCUCCUCGCCCGCCUCAACGUCCCUGCCUCCAAGCAACUCACCCCGCUCGACCACGAGGUGCUUUUCUGGCGCGCGUCGGCCGACCGCCCCAUCGUGGUCGAGUACGGUAGCGAUAUGCCGGGCUCGGGAUUCUCCCCCUGCGCCGCGCAGCCGCCGGCGGCGGCGGCACGGGCCGGGGAGCACGUUGGGGAGACGGCGUGGAACAUGUGCGGCGUGGCGAGAAGCCCCGGAUCGCUGCUGCAGUUCAUGCGGGAGGAUGUCCCCGGAGUCACCACGCCGAUGCUCUACGUCGGGAUGAUGUUCAGUUGGUUCGCGUGGCACGUCGAGGACCACGAACUUCACAGCCUCAACUACAUGCACCUCGGGGCCGGCAAGACGUGGUACGGAGUGCCGCGCGACGCCGCGCUCGCGUUCGAGGAGGUGGUGCGCGAACAUGGCUACAGCGGGGAGGUGAACCCCUUAGAAACCUUCGCGACGUUGGGGCGGAAAACAACCGUGAUGUCCCCUGAAGUGCUUGUGGACAUGGGUAUCCCCUGCUGCAGAUUGGUGCAGAAUGCAGGGGAGUUUGUGGUCACUUUUCCAGGAUCUUAUCACUGCGGUUUCAGUCAUGGAUUCAACUGUGGGGAAGCAUCAAAUAUAGCUACUCCUGAAUGGUUGAGAAUAGCAAAAGAGGCAGCUAUCCGAAGAGCCUCAGUCAAUUGUCCUCCCAUGGUUUCCCACUAUCAAUUACUUUACGAACUUGCACUGUCCAUGCGCUUUAGGGAACCAUCUAGUGGGGAAAUGGGAACACGAAGCUCUCGAUUAAAGGAUAAGAAGAAAUGUGAAGGAGAACAAUUGGUCAAGAGGAUGUUCAUCCAGAAUGUUAUUGAAGAUAAUAAAUUACUUAGUCAUCUUCUGAAUGAUGGAUCAUCUUGUAUUAUUCUUCCAUCAAAUGCCUAUGGUGGUCCUGUUUUUUCUGCUUUGCACUCAAAAUAUCAAUCAAAAUUGAAUUCCGGAAUAUCACAUGACCUAUGCAACAUGGAAGAAGCUCCAGAAGCCUCAGGAUGCUUAUCAUUGAAUAGGAAUGGUGAUACCAGACAUUGUAUUUCAUCAGAUAUGCGUAACAUGGAAGGUGAUAAGGGAGAUGGAUUAUUAGAUCAGGGUCUAUUAUCAUGUGUCACUUGUGGAAUUUUAAGUUUUUCGUGUGUGGCUGUACUCAAACCAAGAGAUUGUACAGCACGAUACUUGAUGUCUGCUGAUUCUAAUUCAAUUAAUAACCAGCUUUGUAUUUCUGGAGGUAGUACUCUUGCAGAUGCGAUAAUAAACGAAAGGAAUGGUGUCAUUUCUCGUCCAGGCUCUGAACGCUGUUGCAACAAAAAAAUGUCUGAUGAUGCGGAAAUCGAUAGAAAUUCUGCUCUUGAUCUCUUGGCAUUUGCUUAUGGGGGUCAAUCAGAUUCUGAAGAAGAUCCACUCAAGAAAAUACUUCAGGUCGCACAUAACUCCGAUCAAUUGUUGAGGGGCAUUAUCGAAUCACAACCUAAAAGUUCAAGUAAUGUUGGUUGUUUUGGAACCAAGCUGUCCUCAAGUAGCACAGAGUCCAAAGAAAUACCAUCUUCCCAGAACGCUCGUUGUAUUGGUAGCUCGGUUAUUUCAAAUGGACCAAAAGGUGUUCGCACAAGAAAUAAGUAUCAACUUAAGAUGGUACUUUCUGAAGGUUUUCAGGCAAAGGAUAUGUUUUCAGUGAAGGAAAAGAAGGUUCAACCAGAACCAUCAAGCUCAAAAGGCUCUGUUAAGGAGACAGUCGAUGGUGGCACAAAGAAUGAUGCUGGAUAUACAAUCUCUGUCAGUGAACACAGGGGUUCUACAGAGGAUAUGUAUUCAGCGAAGGACAAGAAGGUUCAAUCAGAAUCAUCAAACUUAGAUGGGACUGCUAAGGAGACAGUUGAUGUCAGUGGCACAGAGAAUGAUGCUAGAUGUAACAGCACUACGAUCUCUGUCAGUGAACACAGGGGUUCUACACCUAUGAUCAAUAGUUUAGCUACAUCAAUUGUGAAACCUGACAAGGAUUCAUCAAGAAUGCAUGUAUUUUGUCUUGAGCAUGCUAUUGAGGUUGAGAAGCAACUGCAUGCUAUAGGUGGUUCUCAUAUUAUUCUUUUAUGUCAUCCAGAAUAUCCCAAAAUAGAAGUGGAAGCAAGAUUGUUGGCCGAAGAAAUGGGAGUGAGAUAUGAUUGGAAGGGCAUUCAUUUUAAGGAGGCCAACAUGGAGGACAGGAAGAAAAUACAGGAAGUUCUACAGGAUGAGGAAGCGAUUCCUACAAGCAGUGAUUGGGCUGUAAAAUUGGGUAUUAACCUUUAUUAUAGUGCAAAUCUUGCCAAAUCUCCUUUAUAUAACAAGCAAAUGCCAUACAAUAGAGUCAUUUAUAGGGCAUUUGGCUGCAAUUCUCAAAAUGACUUGCCAGUUAAGUUGAAUACUUGUGAAAGGAAACAAAGCCACCAGAAGAAAAUAGCGGUUGCUGGGCGGUGGUGUGGGAAAGUAUGGACGUCAAAACAAGUCCAUCCAUACUUGGCUCACAGAGUUGAAAGCCAAGAAGGGGAAGAAGCAGAUAGAAUCUGUUAUUAUCGUGUUGAUGAGAAACACAAAGCUGAGCCAAUUGGGAAUUCUAGUAGAACGGAAGCCUCCAAAAGAAAGAGUAGCAGUUUGACAGACGGAACAGAAUCAAGCAAUAGAAGGGAGGAAAUACCUGGGGAGGAAACAAACACCAAGAGGCCCAAACAUUCUGAAGAGGACAAUCUCAGAGCUUUGGAAAGCGCUGCUGAAGUUGUGGCACCCUCACCAGCUGGAACAGUUCUCCGUAUUAGCUCCAGGAUUGCCAAUAGGGCAAAAAAGCUAAAAUCAAAGAUGGCAGAGGAUGAUGGCCCUUCUAACCAUCCAAAGUCUAACAUUGAGGAGAAGAGCAGUCAUGCUAGCGGUCAGAAAUCAAAUAUUCAAGAGGAAAAUGCUAAUUCUGCUAGCCAUUUGAGAGCAACACCACCAAAACAGAAGACUGAGGUAGAAGCAAAGAAGCAAACAAAAAUUCCAAAAGCUCCAAAGCAGGCAGUGGAGUACCCGUGCGAUGUGGAUGGUUGCUCUAUGAGCUUUCACACAAAGCGGGAUUUAUCUUUGCACAAGAGUGAUAUCUGCCCAGUGAAAGGCUGCGGGAAGAAGUUCUUCUCGCACAAGUAUCUGCUGCAGCACCGCAAGGUCCACACAGAUGAUCGUCCGCUGACAUGCCCAUGGGAGGGCUGCAACAUGGCAUUCAAGUGGCCAUGGGCAAGGACAGAACACCUCAGGGUUCAUACAGGCGACAGGCCCUAUGUUUGCCAUGAGCCCGGGUGCGCACAGACAUUCAGGUUUGUCUCAGAUUUCAGCCGCCACAAGCGCAAGACAGGUCAUUCGGUCAAGAAGAAGAAGAAGAAAGCAAAGAGUUGAGCUCAUAUGGCAGCAAUCUAUGGUAGAACUGGACGUAGUAGGAGGUAGUUUGUACAUUCUACUUCACUAGUUUAGCACUGAUCUCUCUAUCUAACGGAUUCUACUGGCACCACAAUCAGUGUGCCUGUGUUAGUUUCUUAGUUUGUUAUGAUUACUAAUUCUCCUAGUUAGCCUUGCAUCCCUCAGAUGUUUGAUGUACACUUGCUUGCAUGGUUAACUAGCAAAUUCUAACGUUCUCAGAUUUACUGGUUGGCGUGUGGAUGGCAACUAGAUUCUGGUUCUGUAUGAUGUUGCUGUU
Molecule: messenger RNA, 4292 nt
Organism: Oryza brachyantha (malo sina)
Lineage: Eukaryota; Viridiplantae; Streptophyta; Magnoliopsida; Poales; Poaceae
Product: lysine-specific demethylase JMJ705-like
Exons: 7
Coding region: 155-3994 (1279 amino acids)
Biological process (GO): chromatin remodeling
Cellular component (GO): nucleus
Molecular function (GO): histone H3K4me/H3K4me2/H3K4me3 demethylase activity
Source: RefSeq, a predicted model, not a curated record